ACUACUACUACUACUACUACUACUACUACUACUACUACUACUACUACUACUACUACUACUACUACUACUACUACUACUACUACUACUACUACUACUACUACUACUACUACUACUACUACUACUACUACUACUACUACUACUACUACUACUACUACUACUACUACUACUACUACUACUACUACUACUACUACUACUACUACUACUACUACUACUACUACUACUACUACUACUACUACUACUACUACUACUACUACUACUACUACUACUACUACUACUACUACUACUACUACUACUACUACUACUACUACUACUACUACUACUACUACUACUACUACUACUACUACUACUACUACUACUACUACUACUACUACUACUACUACUACUACUACUACUACUACUACUACUACUACUACUACUACUACUACUACUACUACUACUACUACUACUACUACUACUACUACUACUACUACUACUACUACUACUACUACUACUACUACUACUACUACUACUACUACUACUACUACUACUACUACUACUACUACUACUACUACUACUACUACUACUACUACUACUACUACUACUACUACUACUACUACUACUACUACUACUACUACUACUACUACUACUACUACUACUACUACUACUACUACUACUACUACUACUACUACUACUACUACUACUACUACUACUACUACUACUACUACUACUACUACUACUACUACUACUACUACUACUACUACUACUACUACUACUACUACUACUACUACUACUACUACUACUACUACUACUACUACUACUACUACUACUACUACUACUACUACUACUACUACUACUACUACUACUACUACUACUACUACUACUACUACUACUACUACUACUACUACUACUACUACUACUACUACUACUACUACUACUACUACUACUACUACUACUACUACUACUACUACUACUACUACUACUACUACUACUACUACUACUACUACUACUACUACUACUACUACUACUACUACUACUACUACUACUACUACUACUACUACUACUACUACUACUACUACUACUACU
This is a messenger RNA of Sycon ciliatum, 1062 nucleotides long. RefSeq names its product integumentary mucin C.1-like. The transcript has a single exon. Lineage: Eukaryota; Metazoa; Porifera; Calcarea; Leucosolenida; Sycettidae. The annotation marks the transcript as partial. The record is from RefSeq and is a predicted model, not a curated record.